This is a messenger RNA of Stereum hirsutum FP-91666 SS1, 1380 nucleotides long. RefSeq lists its product as uncharacterized. The coding region runs from base 1 to 1380 and encodes 459 amino acids. Lineage: Eukaryota; Fungi; Basidiomycota; Agaricomycetes; Russulales; Stereaceae. Gene Ontology annotation, biological process: protein ubiquitination; mitotic cell cycle checkpoint signaling; ubiquitin-dependent protein catabolic process. The record is from RefSeq and is a predicted model, not a curated record. Gene Ontology annotation, molecular function: ubiquitin-protein transferase activity; metal ion binding. The transcript has 6 exons. Gene Ontology annotation, cellular component: nucleus.
AUGUCUUCGAGCUCAUCGUCUUCGGCGGCUGCUGCUGAUCACGAUCCUGCUCUUGCCACAUCCUCUUCCAGCCAUAACUUGAAGAGACUUGCUUCUCCGACCUUUGAAGGUUUUGAAGGAGACAGCAGGAAGAGGGCCAAGACGAAUGGUAAUUCCGUAGAUGCGGACACAGACCUACCCCAGACAAACCCCGCAUUGGCCAAUGCCACUCAGGCUGUAGCAGUCUCCACCCAACCGACACCGUCAUCUGCUUUGCUCGAUGACCUCGAACAGGAACUGCUCUGUGGUUGCUGUUCUGCUCUACUCUACAGACCUGUGAUUGUACUUCCUUGUGAACAUUACUUUUGUGGAAGCUGCUGCUCACUUUGGGUCCGAAACGGCGGCACCAAUUGCCCCGCAUGCCGUGGCCUCUCCACCUCCGUCACCCCAUCUCGCAUCCUUCAAGUCAUGGUAGACGUUCUUCUCCGUGCCGACCCGUCUCGUGGCCGUACAGACCGGGAGAAGCAACAAGCCGACGAGAUCUACAGACCUGGUCAAUCUUUCCGCAUCCCAACGCCACGCGAAGCCUCCCCAGAACCGACGAUACCCCAGACCGGUGGCGAAUACGCACGGCCCUGUCCCCACUGUCUCGCCGGCAACAGAUAUGGCUGGCGUUGUCCGCGUCCUGUCCCAGAUCCCAACUCUGACCCCGAUAACGCAUGGCACGUCGACGACGGUUCUCCCCCGGGACACGGUUAUUGUGGCAACUGCGAGAACCUGCUCGCGCUAACGGCGCCGACGACGACCAAAUGCGACAUGUGUCAAGUCUCCUUCUGCGGGAUCGGCAUCCAGAAUCGAUGCGUCGCUUUACCGCUCAUGGCACAGCACCCGCACGGUCUUUCGGACGUCGGAGACCUGAUCCAGUCGAGCGAGGUGUAUGACGCGUUUGAUGGGAAUGCGGUGGAGGUGGAGAUCAUGCUUGAUUAUUUUACGGCGAAGAGGAUAUCGCCGAGGGACGUUUAUCGGGAGAUCGUCGAACAUAUACAAACCCAACCUAAUAAAUUCCAACCCCUCAUCGACCUCGACCUCUUCCUCGACGUCCACGCCGUCGCUCCCGGUCCAGACCCGGGCCCGAACCCACCCAGGGAACGGAUCUGCAGACUUUGCGCUACGGAGAUCGUGCUCUGGGGAUUGAAGGACUGGUGGAUCAGAGAGAGGAGGAAGGGGGAGUUGGAUAGGAGUGUUACGGAGAGGAGGGAUUGUGUGGAUGGGGCGGGGUGUAGGAGGCAGAGGGAGCAUGGUGAGUUUUUUCUUUCUUUCUUUCUUCCUUGUGGGGUGUGGAAUCUGGAUGAAGUUGAAUUAAUCGUUGUACCACCAUUCAGCGCACGCGAAGGAAUGUGA